AUGGAAGCAGUUAACAAGAAAAUCGUGUGUGAAUUCUACAAGGCAUUGGCUGCCCACGACGCUAGCACGCUCCAGAUAUCGACUGGUGGUUCCACGGUCCACCUGCUCACAAAUACGGAGUACAACCUUAUGCAAUUGCUCACUGGUAGUCGUGUUCUAGUCGACGCCAAUGAUUCUUACAAACCUCUUGUUGUCGUUAGUAUUGGGUCGAUGGUGGUGGCAGAAGGGUAUCACAUUCACGAAAACCGGAAGACAAAUUGGGUACAUGUUUGGACUGUGGAGAAUGGCAAGAUCAUGACACAAGUGAGGGAGUAUCUAGACACAUUCGUUACUGUUAGUCGUAUCAUAAAAUCGAGUGAUGUAUGUAUUCCUUCACCGCGGUCUCCUAAAGGUACAAAGAUAUGGGAGAGUGAACUUGUUGACAAUGUUUGUGUACCUCGUCUUCUACUAGUAAUUUAA
Messenger RNA from Erigeron canadensis, 459 nucleotides. Its product is annotated as wound-induced protein 1-like. Bases 1 to 459 code for a protein of 152 amino acids. NCBI's taxonomy places the organism in Eukaryota, Viridiplantae, Streptophyta, Magnoliopsida, Asterales, Asteraceae. The transcript is spliced from 2 exons. The record is from RefSeq and is a predicted model, not a curated record.